UAUAAACGACAGUUUAAGCCGAUAACGUCGCCGAACUUUCAGUGUAUUCUAGUCUCUUCUGCUGUGAUCGUGUCGUCUGCUGGAACCAUGUUUCGAUUGAUCGUGCUAAGUGUUGUCUGCGCCGUAACGUUUGCUAACCCAGCAAACAGAGAAAGAAGACAGGCGGCUACCAACUGUUUGGAUGCCUUCAAAAAUGUACCCAACCCAUGUGUAAACAACGUACAAAGUCAGGUAUAUUUCCCCCACCCAACAGACAACACCAAAUUCAUCCAGUGUGACAGGUAUGGACGCAUGUACAUCAUCCAAUGUCCAGAAAAUCUAGUCUACAGUUCUACCACUAGCACGUGCCGUCAACAAGCAACAAGCGUCGUGACACAGGGAACUACCAUGGCACCAAUGCCUGGUACCCAACCUGGUACCCAGCCAGCUGUAGCAAAUCCAAACAACCCUUGCACACCGGACGCACUCGCUGCAGGAAACAUCUACUUUGCCGUGAAAGGUGACGACACAAAAUUUAUUGAAUGCGACAUGUUAGGGCACGCAAAUGUUCUCCCAUGUUCUUCCGGCUUGGUAUGGAACGAGGGCCGCCUUUCUUGCGUUUAUAAAUUCGUCGGAUCCGGUGGUUCUGGAACCGGAACCGGAGGCAUCAGUACCGGUGGAACUGGAACCGGAACUGUCACAGGCACCGGAACUGGAACCGGAUCAGGAAAUCUUGACAACCCAUGCACACCAGAGACCAUUGCCGCCAACAAACUGUUCUUCCCCCACCCAGACUCCACAAAAUUCAUCCAGUGUGAUCUCUGGGGUGACGUGUUUGUUGUAAGCUGCCCGGCCGGACUCGUCUGGAACCAGUAUUCAGAGACCUGUGCCUCCGCAUUUGUAAAUGUAAGCGGAAAUGGAAAAUAGACAUUUAACUAAUUUCUCUCUUCUCAGUAAAAACUGUGAUUCUCAAAACAUGUAUAGUGUAUCUGAUCAGCUCAUCUAUACUUAAGUAUUUAUUUCAUGUAUACUAUUAAAGCAAUUUGUAUUCAUAGUAUUAUCAAAGUUUUACUGUCCGGCAAUAAAAUAUAUGUCCAACUCA
This is a messenger RNA of Mercenaria mercenaria, 1081 nucleotides long. Its product is annotated as period circadian protein-like. Lineage: Eukaryota; Metazoa; Mollusca; Bivalvia; Venerida; Veneridae. Gene Ontology annotation, molecular function: chitin binding. Gene Ontology annotation, cellular component: extracellular region. The record is from RefSeq and is a predicted model, not a curated record. Bases 88 to 906 code for a protein of 272 amino acids. The transcript has 5 exons.